This is a messenger RNA of Mirounga angustirostris (Northern elephant seal), 5929 nucleotides long. RefSeq names its product sterol O-acyltransferase 1 (gene SOAT1). The record is from RefSeq and is a predicted model, not a curated record. NCBI's taxonomy places the organism in Eukaryota, Metazoa, Chordata, Mammalia, Carnivora, Phocidae. The coding region runs from base 256 to 1905 and encodes 549 amino acids. Gene Ontology annotation, biological process: cholesterol metabolic process; cholesterol efflux; cholesterol homeostasis. The transcript is spliced from 16 exons. Gene Ontology annotation, cellular component: endoplasmic reticulum membrane. Gene Ontology annotation, molecular function: cholesterol binding; cholesterol O-acyltransferase activity; fatty-acyl-CoA binding.
AGAUGAGAAAAUGUAAAGCACCCAGUGGAGUCCUCUAACUUUGAGCUACUCAACAAAAGCUUGUUUCUUGUCCUCUACUAAAGUAGUCUGAUUAGUCAUGGUCCCCCAAAGGGCUUGGAAGGACCUUGUUUUAACCCUGUCUCAUCCGUGGAGUGCUCUGCUCUCAUCCUUCAGGACUCAGUUCAAAUACCUUCUUUUCUAUGAAACCUUGCAUCUCUUCAUGAGCUCUUUUAUCUCUGAACUUCAGAUAACACGAUGGUGGGUGAAGAGAAGACAUCGCUAAGAAAACGGCUGUCAAAGUCCAGGGAAAAUUCGGAGGAAAAGCAAGACCAGAGAAGCCCUUCAAAGGAGUCCCUAGAGACACCUAGUAAUGGUAGGAUUAACCUAAAACAGUUGAUGGCAAAGAAGAUACAGUUGACAGCAGAGGCAGAGGAAUUGAAGCCAUUUUUUAUGAAGGAAGUUGGCAGUCACUUUGAUGAUUUUGUGACCAAUCUCAUUGAAAAAUCAGCAUCAUUAGACAAUGGUGGGUGUGCUAUCACAAGCUUUUCUGUUCUUGAAGGAGAGAACAACCACAGAGCUAAAGAUUUGAGAGCACCUCCAGAACAUGGAAAGAUUUUUGUUUUAAGGCAGUCUCUCUUAGAUGAGCUGUUUGAGGUGGACCACAUCAGAACAAUAUAUCACAUGUUUAUUGCCCUCCUCAUUCUCUUUAUCCUCAGCACACUUGUUGUAGAUUACAUUGAUGAAGGAAGGCUGGUGCUUGAGUUCAAUCUCUUGUCUUACGCUUUUGGCAAACUUCCCAUUGUUAUGUGGACAUGGUGGACUAUGUUCUUGAGUACACUUUUAGUUCCCUAUUUCCUCUUCCAAUGUUGGGCCAGCGGCUACAGCAAGAGUUCUCAUCCAGUGGUCUAUUCUCUCUUCCAUUGCUUCCUUUUCACGGUCUUCCAGAUUGGAGUUCUAGGUUUGGGACCAACAUAUGUUGUAUUAGCAUAUACCCUACCACCAGCUUCCCGCUGCAUUGUUAUACUUGAACAGAUUCGUUUCAUAAUGAAGUCCUAUUCAUUUGUCAGAGAGAAUGUGCCUCGGGUACUAAAUUCAGCCAAGGAGAAAUCAAAGACGAUUCCAGUACCCACAGUCAACCAGUACUUGUACUUUUUGUUUGCACCUACCCUCAUCUACCGUGACAACUAUCCCAGGACUCCCACUGUAAGGUGGGGUUAUGUUGCUGUGCAGUUUUUACAGGUUUUUGGUUGCUUUUUUUAUGUGUACUACAUCUUUGAAAGGCUCUGUGCCCCCUUGUUUCGGAAUAUCAAACAGGAGCCCUUCAGCGCUCGUGUUCUGGUCCUGUGUGUAUUUAACUCCAUCUUGCCAGGUGUGCUGAUUCUGUUUCUCAUGUUUUUUGCCUUUUUGCACUGCUGGCUCAAUGCCUUUGCUGAGAUGUUACGCUUUGGUGACAGGAUGUUUUAUAAGGAUUGGUGGAACUCUACAUCAUACUCUAACUAUUACAGGACCUGGAACGUGGUGGUUCAUGACUGGUUGUAUUACUAUGCUUACAAGGACUUUCUCUGGUUUUUCACUAAGAGAUUCAAGUGGGCUGCCAUGUUAGCGGUCUUUGCUGUUUCUGCCAUAGUGCAUGAAUAUGCGCUGGCUGUUUGCUUGAGCUUUUUCUAUCCAGUGCUUUUCGUGCUCUUCAUGUUCUUUGGAAUGGCUUUCAACUUCAUUGUCAAUGACAGUCGGAAAAGGCCAAUUUGGAACGUUAUGAUGUGGACUUCCAUUUUCGCGGGCCAAGGAGUCAUCCUGUGCUUUUAUUCCCAAGAGUGGUAUGCACGUCAGCAUUGUCCUCUCAAAAAUCCCACAUUUCUGGAUUAUAUCAGGCCACGGUCCUGGACUUGUCGUUACGUGUUUUAGAAGCUUGAACUUUGUUUCAUUCCUUGACACUGAAGAUGGGUAUUCUGCCUGAUCUGGGGCCAGCAUCUGUUUCCAGCUGUUACUGAAGUUAUCUGUGGUAUUUGGAUCACUCUGCGCUUUACAGAUGGCUUGCUCCAUUCCUCGGUCAGCUGAGAUGUUGCAAGUUUACUGGAAUCGUGUGCACUUAAAGCAGUACUUUUUUUUUUUUUCUUUACCUUUUUGGGAGAAGGGAGACUUACAUAGCUGACAUAAUGACAGAUUUUUGCUGGGUUUUUGUUUUUUGACUCCCAUCUAAACGUUGUGACUAAACAGCAUGUUUCCUUGGCCACUGACUUAGCCAAAACACUUAUGAAGAAAGCAUUUAAAUAUUUCAGGCUUAGAAAUUUUUUUCAGGCACACUGUUGGAAUGUAUGCUAAUUAACUAUGUACUUAGGAAAGAAAAGAAAAUAAUGUGGAACAUUUUGUUAUCUCUAGUAGAGCGAAAAUCUCUCAUUUCCAGAGAUAAUCUCGUUAUACAUCCUAAUGGUAUUUUUUUUUGGAAAGAAGUUCAGUUCUACUCAAUUUUUACCUUGUUUUCUCUAUAAAGUGUAGAUCAUGAUUUUUGUGAAGCAAGAUUAUACCUUUCACCUUGAAUUCUUGAGUUUACAUCCGAAAUCUUACAUAGUGAGGGAACAGAAAGAAGUGGCACAGGACAAAGAAAAGACAUUUCCUUUUACAACUUCCAAAGUAAUUUUUAAAAAAGACUUGCUGAGCCAAUCGUAUGUUUAAAUUAUUUUAUCGUGGAACUUAUGUGGAGGAUAACUUUUUUUUGUUGUUUAAACUUUAAUAACUUUUGAGAAGUUAUUUAGAAGUACCCUUUGGUAAACUUAUUGUUUAAUAAAUACUGACUUGAAAUAGUUGGCAGGCUAGUAAGUCUGUAACAUAUAAGUAUUAAUCACCUCCAUUAAUAUUAAAGUGAUUUUUAAAGAUCCAGAAGCUGGCUUCUGCACUGCUCAAUUAUUACACUUUUAAUGGUAUUAUACGUUAGGUGAAACAAAUUAAUAUGUGAUCAUUUUCAAGAAAAUGUACUCUAUAUGUGAUGUUUCCAUGUUAUAAGAUGCCCAUUGCUAAUACAGUGUGGUGUGCAGGAAUUAUUUUGUUUGUGUGUGUGAGGUGUGAUUAUGUUUGUAAAGAUGGAGCAUUGAAUGGCCUAUCAGAGACCGUGGAGUUGAAUUUUCCACCCAGAGAAGUGAGACUUAAGAAUUACCCAAAAAGUGAUUUUCAUUUGGAGUAGCCAACUUGAGAAGCUUUGUUGGUAUUCUAAUAGCCCUACUUCCAUCCAAAAAGUUUUGGGACAUCUUUUUAGAAUUGUUUUAAAGUCAGUUUGAGUGUCACAAGGAGGAGAAUUGAGUUUCUUAGUAGUCACAACUUAAUUUGUACCACAAGUACCCAUUUUCUUUCAUCAGUACCUUUGAUCCAGAUGAGUUUAGGCAAUUUUCAAAUAUAAAAUCCAACUUGGACAGACAGAAGUGCAUGUGACACGAGGUCAUUUCUUAAAAAGUAAUUCACAUGGUCCCAGCAGUAAUUGUCUGGACAGUGGUGGUGUAAUUGUGAUGGAGUCAUAACCUCCAAACGAGACUGCUUUUGUACAUCUUGUAAUCUCUGGUAUUUUUAUUAAAAAUCAGAAUGCUCAAUCACUUGAAUUUAUGGGACUACAUUUUAAAUAUAAUGAGGGAGUUAAGAAAACCAGAUUGGUCUAAGACUGUUUCAUGAAUAAGUCUCAACUGAAGGGAGAGAAUGGAACUCUUUGAUCUGUAUUUCUGUUAAGUGCUGUAAAUGUUAGGUUCUCAUUGCUCAUUGAUUUUGUUGCUUUGUAUUGAUUCUGAAUAUUUGUAGGACUGAUGAAGGCUGGUGAGUUUUUUUGUUUGUUUUAGCUCUCAUCUUCCCUUUAUUAGUGUUUUUUUUUUUCCCCCUGCCCAAGACCUUGAGGUGACAACAAAAAAUGUUUAAAACUAAGGACUCUUUAGAAUGAUAAGACUGCCCUAAGAAGUUUUCACAAACACUUAAAGGAAUAGCUACUUUCUGUGACAAACUAGUUUGAUAGCCAUGGUCUUAGUGCUAGCCGCUCUUAGCAAAAAUCGUUUUAUUUAAACCACUACCUAUACUCCUAAAUAAAUUAAAACUUCUGAUGUGUUUCAGGAAGAUUUAUUGAUUUUUUUCCCCUCUUUUGCUAAUAGGGGUGAAAAUUAGUUACAGGAUGAUACUUUUUUUCCUUCUGAAAAGAAAAGAGUUUAAAACUUCUUUCCUGUAAGAAGUAUUAAUGAUAGUAGCCAUUAUUGUGGGUGUUUUCUCUAAGACAACAGCUAUAUCUCAGACUUUGUUUUAAAUCUGUUAGAUGGUUUCAUUCUCAGUCCUGGAUAGUGAAGGAAAAUGGAGCUGUUUGGUUUUUUUUGGUGGAUUAAUCUCCUAAAAUUGCAUAAGUGAAGUUGCUUGCUUUACAUUAGAAUUUAAUUAGAAAAUUCAGGUUGCUUUUAACCUUUCAGUAACUACUUUUUGCUUUUGGAAGCGUGAGGAGUGGGGGAAAUGCUUUUUCCUUUUAGUUGUAGGGUAAGAGUGGGUGACAUUGGCAGGUGAAGAAGGUACAGUAAAUACUCUAUAAUUGCAAACACAGAUCAUAUUGUACAAGUCAUUGAUUUAGUGUAGGCAGUUUUCAUUGAAUUUUAAAAUUAUACUUGGCAUGAAAAAUGGAAUCCUGAAUUCUUUAUAGAAAGCCUAAUAGAACAUUAUGUAUUUAAAAGGUUGGUCAUGUGGGUUAUGUAGCCUAAAAAGAUCUAAUUUAUGAAUUGUUGAGGUCUUUUAUGCAAAAAGAUGUUUGUUUUCUGUGGUCAUGAGUAAUUUUGAGUAAAGUUCAUUAUUUUGUAUGGGGAAAAAUAAUGAACGUAAACUAACACAACUGUAGUAACCGGGUUUGCCUGAUGAGUAUGUUUUAGUUAUGAAACCAUAAAAAAAGAUAGUUACACUUAAGCCCAGCAUGCAAAACAGGUAAACUAUAGCUGCUUCUGGUUGAGAUUGGGACGCAGGGCUGGAGUCCAGUUGUUUGGGACACCCAUUUUCUCCUAUCCCCAAAUACCCAGUCGGAAAACCACUGGUGCAGCAAAAAAGCAUGCACAGAUGUUUAAGAUGGCCCCAUCCUUACUAGCAGUGUGACAAUGGGCACAGUUGCUUUGUUUAUCAGAGCCACAGUUUUACUCAUCUGUAAAAUGGGGGCAAUAGCUACCUCAAAGGGUUGUUAGAAAACGCUGGCCCUGGCAGGAAAAGGGCCUCAUUAUCUUCUUAUCGUCCAUAAAUUCUAAACCUGAAUCCUUACUAUCUCAUUGGAAUUUUUUAAAAAUGUGAAUGUUUCAAAUGCACAGUCCUGAGAAUAUGUGCUUUUAAAUAGACUCGCGAUGAUGUGAAUGCCCAUCGUACCUGGACUGAUAUAAUAAACACUCCCAUAAUGGAACUAACUAGAAUUUAACAAGAUUAUUAAAGGCCCUUAUGUUUCCACCUCCAAAAUUACUUUCAUAUUUAUCUGUUUAGCAUAAGGGUAGGCUUCUAAAAGAAAAGCAUGUCUACCUUUGCCUAGGUAUUUAAGUGUUAGAACUAGUGUGUAUACUUUAUAGUUAAAUUUUAGAAUUUAUGAAGAGGAAGGAAACUAAUGAGGCCCUAAUUUUGCCAGUAUAAACAAUGCUUAUAGUCUUAAUGGGAAGAUAGUUCAUACUUUUGUUAAUAACGUGUAAUGGACUUGCUUACUAACCUUGUGCAAAAUUUUAUGUGACUUACAUAGAUUUAUAAUACAGUUUAUAUAUGUGUGCAUAUAUACCAUCGGAGAAGGAUCUGUCUUGGUCACCGUUUUACUUAAGCUGUAAGCUUUAUGUUUAUGGCUCAGAAAUUGAAGAAACUGCGACGUAAAGGUUCUGAAGAAUAAAAUGAGUAUUACUAGUAAAGCUUAUAUAAGCAUUUGAGUAGUUUCUAACAUCACUAAAGUUUCUAUCAGGUAGUAGAA